Mercenaria mercenaria is the source of this 2666-nucleotide messenger RNA. RefSeq lists its product as uncharacterized. The record is from RefSeq and is a predicted model, not a curated record. NCBI's taxonomy places the organism in Eukaryota, Metazoa, Mollusca, Bivalvia, Venerida, Veneridae. The transcript has 18 exons. Bases 109 to 2313 code for a protein of 734 amino acids.
CGGUGGUCAGUGCGCGUGCGUAGUAUACAUAAAUUCUAUGGAAACUAAAAGAAAUUAUUUCUAUCAAAAUAUGUGAGGCAGCUAGAGCUCAGCUAGCACAGGGGCAGUAUGCCUAUCACUAAAAUCCCGAUAGUCCACAAGUUUGGGAUUAUUUCCCAUACACAGAGACUUGAGUUACAGGAGCGACUACUGAAACAGUCCUACAUACAGACACUGAAAAGCCAGAAAGUUCUUGUACCAACGAGAAAUCCAUUAGAGGUAUCUGAAGAUUUUGUGCAGGAGUACAACAAUGCUAAAGACUUUGAUGAGAAAGAGAAGUUGGAGCAGUCUGCUCAAAAGAUGCUAGAAAGAUCAAAGAGGAGAGCAGGUUUAAAGGAUGGUGGAGUGGGAAAACAUGUAAAUCUUCCAAUGGCAUGGACAGAACUGGCUCAGCUGGCACAGUGUAGGGGCAAGAUACAAGAAGAGUGUUUGGAUGUAUUGAUAAUCUCCCUUGAUCAGUCUCCACUAGAAAAGUACCAUAUCCCUGCUCUGUUUUUCCUUGCCGAGACGAUGCUGUACUGGUUACGGACAGAUGCUGUACACCAACCAUAUCUCAGAACUGGUGAAAUUAAACUAUUGAAGAUGGGUCAGUUGGUAUUUUCACGGUUAUUCUAUCAUCACAUGGCUGGACAACUAUCAGGACAGAAGGAGUUUAAAAACAGACUUUUUACAUAUCUUGAUGGUUUACAGGAAUGCCAGGAAGCAUACAGCCCCUACCCAAAUGCACUUCUGUCCCUGAGGUUUAUCAUAACUGUUGGUAAAAUCAUCAUGUCAGAUACACAGCUUGAACCUGGAGAUAUCAAGGAGGGUGAUAACAUCAGGAAAUCUGCUCUCAGUAGACCUAGUGCUAGAAGUACAGAUACUGGCAAAAGAACCAUCCAUUCCAAAGACAUGACAACCCACACCGCUCACAGUGUGGCAAUCAGCAGCAGUGUUCAUGACCUCAGCCCCACUCUAUGGCACGCCCUGGAUGUGUGGCGAUGUACUAACCAUCUCAGUGGGGGUCUCACAGAGGCUCUGAAAGCCCUCAGUCAUUGUGGUAUGGGGCUUGUAAAUGAAAGCUGGGUAGACAGUAUGAUAGCUCUACAGAUUUUGGCUGAGGCCUCCAAGUCCAGCCUCAUGGCCAUGAGGGCCCUUCAUAAUCUUGCUCGAGGGUACAGACCAGGGGAUAAGGUGAAAUCACCACCUACAUCCAGCAGGUCUGAAAGUUCAGAACAAAAACUGAAGCAGAGUUCAUCGGCAAGUCCUACAACUAAGAAAAUCUUAAGAUUUGAGAGUUACAGUUAUUCAAGUGAUGAGUCAACCCCCAAGGAUAGGGAAUCUCGUGCCAGUGUAGCAAGCUCUAAACCAACUUUGAGUGAUAUCUACGAGAGAAGUGAGGAAGGUGACUCAGAGAAAAAUAAAACUGCUUCUGCAACAGAAUCAUCGAAGUCUAAACCAAAGAGUGCUGAUGUUGAUCCAUCCCUGAGGGAUACAGACCCAAGUGAGGCUUCUCCUCCAUAUAUGCAAUCACCAGUGAAGAAAGAUGAUGAAAAUAUAAUAGAAGAGGUUUCUCCGACUGGUGCAACAUUGUUAAAACGAGAGGUAUCGUUUGACACUGGUGUUCCUCUGAAAGAUGAGGAAUCAAAGUCACCUGUAAGAAGAACAUCUCCAAAAUCUACACCUGGGACACGAGCAAUGACCCAGGGCUCACGUACCACUGCUGCAACAGGGGAGAGUAUGUACCCUCCAGGAACUGGAUACCAGGCUGAAGCUGGUACAGCUUUACCCAGUGGCAGGGCCUCUGAUGCUAGCACAGUACAGACAUACACUAAUGCUAUAAGUCCUGAGAUGCCAGGUAUCAAUGGUUGGCAUUGGGAAGUGGCCAUCACCUACACUGAUGUGUUAGCAGAGAUUUGUCUACAUGGAGGAAAUGCAGAGAUACAGAAAUUGGCAUUGAUGGGCUCAAACCAAGAUGUUGCCGACCCUUUCAAGAGGGGCUACAAUAAUCUACCGCUACACAGUGCAGGGUUACUGGACUUGGCUUUCUUUAAGGCUGUCAAUGAAUCUAGGGAUGGUGGUCCCAAUGAUUGGAGUUGGCGUAUUAGAUUUGGUGCUGUACAGUCUAUGGUGAAGAUUUGCCGGUGUCUCGCCAACAACAAAAACAGGGAGGGUAUAAGAACAGCUGCUUGGAAUGUUUUACUUCGGGCACACUCCAUGGAGAAAGAUGAGAGAGUGUUAGAGGCUUUGAAAGUUGGACAGGACAGUACCCCUAAAGUAAGUUGUAUCCAGUAGAAGUUUACAUUUAUAUAGUUUCACAAUGAGGCAGUUGACAAGUUGCAUGUUUUAUAUUGUUCCCAUUUCCAUGUUUUGAAUAUUCCAAUAUGUUUGUUGCUAGUGCAAAAAGUGGGCAUUGUAAAUUUAUUAGAAACAUUCUAGAUUUAGUGUUAGCAUGUUAAUGACACAGACCCAGUGUUUGUGGGUGUUACAACAUUUAAAGUUUUGAAAACUUGCAUGUAUUUUCCUGUUUCUGUGGGAAUUUCUGUCUUGACUGGCAUUUAUAGAUUGAAGAUUAUUUUUUAUGUGUUUAGAUGGGUAUAAGCCACAUGAAGACUCUCGGCUUAUCCAUGAAACAUGCUUACCAUAGA